CCAAGAAACGGGAUCUCAAGCUGAACCAUGGGGAUGAAGAAGAAGAAACUGGGAGGAAUGCACUUCCAAAAACACAGGGGCAAGCCAAAGAGCAUAUUGAGCAGCUGCAAAGACUCCAACAAAAGGAUCCUGAGUUUUUUGAGUUUUUGAAAGAGCACGACAAGGAGCUUCUUGAAUUUGAUGAUGAGGAUGUGGAUGAGGAUGCUGAUGAUGGUGAGGAAGAUGCAGAGUUAAAUGAAAAUGAUAAGAACUACGAACCUGAGGUUUCUGAGGAGGAAGAAAAACCAUACAAAAAAGUUAUAACUACGGAACUGGUUGAUUCUUGGUGUCACUCAAUAGAAGAAAAUGGAAAAUUGGCUGCUCUUCGUUCUCUUAUGAAAGCUUUUAGGACUGCAUGUCAUUAUGGUGAUGACAACGGAGAUGAUUCUUCAAUAAAAUUUAGCACGAUGUCCAGUAAUGUUUUCAAUAAAAUUAUGUUAUUUGUAUUAAGUAAAAUGGAUGGAAUUCUUAGAAAGUUUCUAAAGCUUCCCAGCUCUGGUGGAAAGAAAGAGACCAUACAAGAGCUGAUGACCACAAAACAGUGGAAAUCAUUCAACCAUAUUGUGAAGUCAUAUCUUGGGAAUGCCCUUCAUAUUCUCAACCAAAUGACCGACACUGAGAUGAUAUCAUUCACAUUGCGACGCCUCAAAUAUUCUUCUGUGUUUUUGGUAGCAUUUCCUAGCCUUCAGAGAAAGUUCAUAAAGGUUGCCCUUCACUUUUGGGGUACUGGGGGUGGUGCUCUUCCUGUAACAUCGUUCCUAUUUUUGAGAGAUUUGUGUAUUCGACUUGGAUCUGAUUGUCUAGAUGAAUGCUACAAAGGGAUGUAUAAAGCUUAUGUUUUGAACUGCCAAUUUGUAAAUGCAACUAAGUUACAGCACAUUCAAUUUCUUGGAAAUUGUGUCAUCGAACUUUUUCGUAUCGAUCUUUCGAUUGCCUAUCAACAUGCUUUCAUUUUCAUCCGUCAAUUAGCAAUGAUCCUUAGAGAGGCAUUAAACACAAGAACUAAGGAAGCCUUCCGAAAGGUUUAUGAAUGGAAGUACAUAAACUGCCUUGAGCUUUGGACUGGUGCUGUGUGUGCUUAUGGAUCAGAAAUUGAUUUUAAGCCCCUUGCAUAUCCCCUGACUCAGAUUAUUUCUGGAGUUGCCCGUCUUGUUCCAACUGCUAGAUAUUUCCCUCUGAGGUUAAGGUGUAUUAAGAUGCUGAAUCGAAUAGCUGCUUCUAUUGGGACUUUUAUACCUGUUUCCAUGCUUCUUUUGGACAUGCUAGAAAUGAAAGAAUUAAACAGACCCCCAACAGGAGGUGUUGGCAAAGCAGUUGACUUGCGAACUGUAUUGAAGGUAAGCAAGCCCACCCUAAAAACACGAGCUUUUCAGGAGGCAUGUGUGUUUUCGGUUAUUGAACAGCUUGCCGACCAUUUAUCUCAGUGGAGUUAUUCUGCCUCUUUUUUUGAGUUAUCCUUUAUCCCUGUUGUGCGCCUGCGUAGUUUUGCCAAGUCAACCAAAGUUCAGAGGUUUCAAAAGGAAACAAGGCAGCUUAUUCGUCAGGUUGAGGCCAAUUCAGAGUUUACAAAUGAAAGGCGUAAAUCAAUUUGCUUUUUACCAAAUGAUCCUGCCGUAUCGUCCUUUCUUGAGGAUGAAAAGAAGUCGGGGACCAGCCCACUGUCACAGUAUGUCUCAACAUUACGUCAAAGAUCUCGGCAACUGACGGAUUCUUUAUCGGAAUCUAGUGUACUCGUGGGUGAACAUGGAUCUGUAUUUGGGAAAAGUGGAUCAGACAGUGAAGACGAGGAUACCGGGGGAAGAGAAGGGACUUCUGUCUUUAGCUCCACCUGGUUGCCAGGAAGCGAUUCCAAGACGAAGCAUCCAGAAGAAAAGAAAAGUAAGAAAAAGAAAAGGAAGAUGGAGCAACAAGAUAAGGCAGCUCCUAGAGACGAAGACGUGGUGGAGGACUUGGUGCUCAGUUCCGAUGAGGAUGACGAACCUUUAAAUAACAGUUCUGCUGAAAGUGAAGAAGAUGAGGACGUGAAAUCUGUUAGAAAGCAAGCUCAGAAGCUGAAAGCGCCAUCACGGGGAUCAAAGAAGAAGAAGAACCGUUCGCCUGCAAAUAAGUCUAAGAAGAGGAAAACGUCUCGAUAAAAAUGGAUACAAUGAGAAGCUACAACAUAGCCUUAGCAUAAACUCAAUGAAAGAAAUAGGUAGUUCACCUUUGUUUUUGGUCUUCACAGGUUAGUUCAAGCCGAAGUUAAGCAGUGCAGCUGAAUAUUGGGAGGAAGAACAUGAUUCACGGCUCAUUAUUUAUUUAUUUAUGCUUUUCUUUUUCCUUUUGGACAGGCAUAUUGUAUAUUUUAGAGUGAGUGAUGACCAAGAUUUAUUUAAUGUUGGGCAAUGCCUAGAAUUUUUGAUCCAUAAAUGAAUGGUUUUUUGAGGUUGAAAUA
Cucurbita pepo subsp. pepo (vegetable marrow) is the source of this 2473-nucleotide messenger RNA. NCBI's taxonomy places the organism in Eukaryota, Viridiplantae, Streptophyta, Magnoliopsida, Cucurbitales, Cucurbitaceae. The record is from RefSeq and is a predicted model, not a curated record.